AUGUACGAUGAUGCUGGGCAUGGACCAGCGUGCCGCCUGCCACACGUGGACUUCCCUCAUGGUGAGCACGUGAAAUCGCCGAGGCCGCACGAGGAGAUGAACGUGCGGGACCUGCCUUCCUCCUUCUUCUGGGGUGACCUUGACGGCCGCAACUUCUUGUCCGGCAUGAAGAACCAGCACAUCCCGCGCUACUGCGGCAGCUGCUGGGCGAUGGCGACAACUUCGAUGAUGUCGGAUCGCAUCAAGAUCAUGCGGCACAACGCGCAGCCGGAGAUCAACUUGUCCCCGCAAGUCCUCAUCAACUGCCAUGGCGGAGGCUCUUGCCGAGGAGGAGACCCGGCGCAAGCUAUGCAUUACAUGUUUGAGAACGGGUUGCCAGACGAGACUUGUCAGAACUACGAGGCAGUCAACGGAGCCUGCGCUCCCUACGGCAUCUGCGAGACCUGCGAGCCAGGCAAAGACGAGGAGCACUUCCUGCCAGGCACCUGCUCUGCCGUUUCGAAUUACUCCUCGUGGUUCGUGGAGGAGUAUGGCUGGGUGAACGGAGGAAGCGAUGAGGAUGCGGCAGGAAACCGACUGACUUCAGCAGAUAAGAUGAAGGCAGAGAUCUUGUCGCGAGGUCCGAUCUCGUGCGGCAUGUUCGUGACCAAAAAGUUCGCCGAGUACGGAGGAGGAGUCUUCCAGCAGUUCUCUCCCUUCUCCUUCCUCCUCAACCACGAGGUCUCGGUUGUCGGCUGGGGCAAGGAAGGAAGCGACGAGUACUGGAUAGGAAGAAACUCGUGGGGAACCUACUGGGGCGAGCAGGGGCUCUUCCGUAUCCUCAUGCAUAAGUUCAACCUCGGCAUUGAGACUCAGUGCAUGUGGGCAACCCCAGCAGCCAAGCGAGGGCCAGCAGGAAGCCAUAGAGGUGUAAAGGGCAAGAGAGGAGGAGGAGGAGGAGGUUCAAUCGUCUCUCGCGGAAGCUACUUCGUAGAUGAGAGCGUGAAGAAGGGAGCUUAUCACGACUACAGGCACCCGUGUCGCAUCCGCGGAGGGAGGAGGGAGCAGGUGCGGGAGGUGAGAGGAAAGGAAGUCAGCACGCUGGGGAUCCCUCAGAGUUGGGACAUUCGAAACCUCUCGGGGGUGAGCUACGCGACGCCGAACAGGAACCAGCACAUUCCUUCCUACUGCGGCUCUUGCUGGGCCUUCUCUACCACCAGCGCUCUGAGCGAUCGAAUCAACCUGAUGAGAAACAACUCGUUUCCUCGCUAUGUCCUCUCCGCUCAGGUUCUCGUCAACUGUGUGACUGCCAACGAGACCAGAGGCUGCAGGGGAGGAGACCCAACGGCAGCGUACGAGUGGAUGGAGGAGCAGGAUGUACCCGACGAGACCUGCCAAGCCUAUCAGGCCAAGGACCUCGAAUGUAGCGACUUGACUGUCUGCGAGACCUGCUCCUUUCUUUCCUCCUUCCGCCCCAACGUCUGCUCUCCCGUCACCCGCUUCCAGAGGUUCCGUGUGGAAGCCCACGGGCAGCUGCGCGGAGAAGUGGCCAUGCUGGCAGAGAUCGCGGCACGAGGGCCCAUCGUCUGCGGGAUGUGCGUCACGGAGGAGGUGGAGAAGUACGCUGGCGGCGUCUUGCGAGACUCCACGGGCUGCGUCGACCAGGAUCAUGCAAUCUCCAUCGCUGGGUACGGCGAGACCGAAGACGGGAUCAAGUACUGGAUCGGAAGGAACAGCUGGGGGACGUACUGGGGAGAAGAGGGCUGGUUCAGGAUUGUGCGAGGAGAGAACAACUUAGGAAUUGAGGAUGCGUGCGACUGGGCGACGCCGAAGAAGACGUGGGAGUAA
This is a messenger RNA of Guillardia theta CCMP2712, 1827 nucleotides long. RefSeq lists its product as hypothetical. The record is from RefSeq and is a predicted model, not a curated record. The transcript has 7 exons. Bases 1 to 1827 code for a protein of 608 amino acids. Gene Ontology annotation, molecular function: cysteine-type endopeptidase activity. Gene Ontology annotation, cellular component: lysosome. NCBI's taxonomy places the organism in Eukaryota, Cryptophyceae, Pyrenomonadales, Geminigeraceae.